GUAUUAUGUUGUAGAAUGGCAUGGGUUUCAAGAUAAUAAUCAAUAGGUUAUUGUGUGUUCCUUGCGGUACAAUGUUAUGGAUACAUCAAAGAAUGAAUGCAAGUAAAGAACAAACUUUACGUUUUGCAAAACUGAUGAGUUUGCUUGUUGUUUCAACCGUUUUUGUUUUAUUGACAAUGCUGCUGAUAUCUCAAUCAUUUAUAUUUUCUCCGGUCAAAAGAAAUGUUGAAAAAUCAAACAAUGGACAUUUUUCAGUCGAUGAAUCAUUUCUACUUUUAUAUAGAUCUGGAAUUACAAGAACUAAUACAUUUGAUGAUACAAAAAAUAAACUUCUUACACAAGAAAAAUUUGGUGAUAAAUUUGCUCAAGCGAAUUUUCUUCACCUAAAAUUACAACAUCUUGUUGCUUUAAGUUACCUCAGUUCCCCUUUUCAAAGUUCAUCAGUUGCCAAAUCUGAUCGAAAAACACCACCUAAAGAAGAUGACUUCAAUAUUUUUGGCAACAUCAAUUUUACAUUUUUAGUUAAUGAACUCAAUGUUGUUCUAAAGGUUCAGAAUUUUUAUCUUCGACAGUGGGGAUGUCGGGAGUUAAAAAAUUUAAAAUUUCCCGCUCAUGUUGUUAAAACGCAACACGGUAUGGUGGGUAAUGUGGCUUAUGGUGGAAAAAAUGUUGCAUUGCAAACUUGUGUUGCAGAUGUUGAUGAAUUAAUGGCUGCCAAAUGUGGUUCAGCAGAUUCUGAUACUUCACGUGAAAAUACAAACCGAUGCUUUUUGUUGAAAAAUCGUAGGAUGCUACAGCAAUAUCUAUUUCUUCAAGAAUUAUCUCAUCCAAAUAUUGUCAAGGUAUAUGGAGUGUGUAUUCAGACUGGAUCUAAUCCCACAGCUAGUUCUUUUACAUUAGCUAAAGAGGCUGGUUUAAUUGCAGACAUUGGUAAACUAAAAAUGCAGCCCUGGAAUCAUAGACUGAAAGUAGCAUUUGAUCUUGCCAACCUUGCUGUUUAUUUAGCUAAGAGCCCAAUUGGAAGCAUAAGGCUUGAAAGUUGGGCACCAAAUAAAUUCAUCAUCACGCAAGUCGGCUCUUCCACACUCACUGUAAAACUUUCUGAUUUUGAUCAAGCUAUUGUAUUGACUGAAAAGUCAUGCAAUUAUGAUCGAGACUGCUCAAUAGGCAAGAUAUCUUCAGCGGUCAAGUGUAUGCAUGGCCUUUGUAAAGAUUAUAAUGAAAAAUUCAACCUGUAUAAUUUGUAUAUUUCAUUUUUGAGUCCUGUUUUAGAGGACCAUAUUCCCUCACGAUUGUCUUCAGAAGCAACCAAUUUGUUUAAUAGUCUAAGAAACCUUGAAUACAAUGCCACUGUAUUGGUACAACUAUUAAAAUCCCUUAAACCUUCAAUGGAAGAAAUAGCAGAUGGUGCUCAUAUUAGGGGGGACCCUGAUAAUUUAUUACUACAAGACGGCCUUCACCCUCCUGAUGGUCUUCAAGUUGAUUCCUGGGAACAGCAUGAGUCCCAUAUUGCUAUUAAUGAGGUUGAUUUCAACCAAGAUCCUGUCAACCAAAAUAACAUACAACCCGUAAAUAACGUUGAUUCUGAAAAUAAUAACGCAUACAAGGACACAUUUGGUUAUAAAAAAAUCGACAAUGCUGAUUUCCCCGGAAGAUAUGAUUAUUAUUGUCCUCACAGUAAAGCUGAAUGGGGAUGUGUUGUUUCACUGCGUAAAUUAGAAGAUGCCGCCAAAAAGUGUGACGCUGAUGCUAAGUGUGAAGCGUUUGUGACGAUGCCACAUUUGCGAAAAGAAGGCUGGAUAAUAGUAAUUUUAAAAAGUGAUAACACUAGAGCUGUUGAUCAUGCCGGAACCACGGUAUAUAUAAAACCAUCGGAUGAAGAUGAUUCUAAAAAUAAUAAAGAUUAUGCAAAUGGUGGGGGAUUAGACUCCAGUGUUGUAAAACUAUGCUUGCAAGAUUUGGUUCAAGCACAAGAAUCUAUGCGAGAGAAACGAGAAAAAGAACUGAUGAAACCCUGUGGGUGGGAAGGAAUGAGCGACUCUAAAUUACAAUCCAUUGUUCUGGAUGCUACCGUUGCUGAUGCUACAAAAUUUAAACCAUCUCGCGGCAAAAUGGCGGUAGGGGGACAGAUGAACAUUAUGCUGGAAACUUCAUCAAAGCCUACUCCGGCUUUAUUUUUAGCCAAGAAAGGCCCAGAAGAAUUUCAUUUAGCACAAUUAACAACAUAUCAUUUAGAUAGAAUGUUGGGAUUAUACAAGAUUCUUCCAGCUUUUCUUCGUACUUUGACAGAGCAAGAGAUGACUGAUGCAGGUUUUCCAGUUGAUGUCGGUGGAAACCAGUUUGAUAUGUUCAGGCAACUUAAAAACGCAGAUCGUUCAUUGUCUGGAACUAUUGUACCCACUGCCGUCGGCAAAGUAGGAGUCGAACAUUAUAUUUCAGUCCCAAAAUUAGGACAAGUAACUAAUGCAGUCACUCCGUUUAGUCGUCGGCAAUAUGACGAUUUGGAGUAUUUAUUAUUAAUGUGGCUGGCAUCUUUACCGCUGCCGACAAAAGGUCACCCUAGUCUUCAAAGACAUCUUAUUCAUAUAAAAGCAGAUGAAGCGUUCAAAUCUGAGCCUUCACCUGUUGUUUUAUCAUAUUUUUAUAAUUGUCAUUUUCCGAGGAUCGCAGUUGAUGUUUUACGAAACUUGCGAACUGCUCAUUGUAAUUUUGGUGAUCAACUCAUUGCAAGAGUGCAGACUUCUUACCCUGAUUUGCAAGUGAGUGCUUUUUCUUUUAAACUUCCUGUCGCAGAUAUUGCAACAAGGAAUGCGAAUCGAUUACUUGAAGUAGUGGACUUAUGCGUUGGAAAAUUUGGUGAUAAUGUGGUCCUAUAUGACUCUUGAUGAAGGCUUUGGCUCAUGGAGCAAAACGGUGCAUUUGUAGCUGUCACAAUUGCCUCUAUUGUUGUGCAAUAUUUUCUAAAUGAUAUACCGUAAGGAAUCAGAUAAACCUUAUUCCUUAGAGAAGUUGCCAAAAUUUGAUGCAGAGCUGUUCGUAUUCAUGUGGGUAAUGUAAAAUUGUACCCAAUUCAUUGUUACAGUUUUGGAAACGACAAAUUUAAACAUUGUGCGAAAAAUUAUCAUUAUCCAUUUUUUAUGAGAGUGGGCAUAUAUUUUUUGCCUCAUUCAAAAUGAAAUAGCCAUUAUUUAACCAUGUUAUGAAGCUUCGGUCAAAUCAUGUUUCAUCCUCUUAGUUUCCCAAUUGAACAUUUUCAUUAACAUAAUUUUGUUUUACAAAGUUUCAUUCGAUACGACUUAAAUCACAGCAUCAUGAUCCACUUGUUCAGCUUAUCACAAUGACACUGUAUAUUUGCACAAAGCACACUUAUCUCAGCUAUGAAUAGCGUACUUUUUGAGAAAAUAUAUUUUUCUGCACAGCA
Messenger RNA from Styela clava, 3421 nucleotides. RefSeq lists its product as uncharacterized. Gene Ontology annotation, molecular function: non-membrane spanning protein tyrosine kinase activity. The record is from RefSeq and is a predicted model, not a curated record. Gene Ontology annotation, biological process: peptidyl-tyrosine phosphorylation; skeletal system development. NCBI's taxonomy places the organism in Eukaryota, Metazoa, Chordata, Ascidiacea, Stolidobranchia, Styelidae. Gene Ontology annotation, cellular component: extracellular region.